AUGGAAAGAUAUUGUGGACUGGUUAAAACUAUUUUUCUUGUCAUUUUUCUAUAUUUUAUUAGUGUCAGCUGUGUCGAUUCAUUCGUUUGGUACGGUGACCAUCGUCAUUUGUUUAAUCAGUUCAAACACGAAGCACAACAUACGUUACCGCAACCGGAGCAUACUGAUCCAACUCCGUUCCCGUUUACAUUCUGGAGAAAGAGGAAGAGAACAUCACUUCAAACUCAGAUUUUUUCUAAUACGAAACCUAAAUUACGGAAAUUGUUUAUUAAGGAUGCUCGAUUAACGAAACUUUCUAAAAUUGAAAAAUUAUUGAAAAGCAAAGUGAAGUCACAAUCAAGCAAAAUUGAUGAAGGUUCUCCUUCUGUGCCUUACUUUAAAAAAUAUUCCAAAUCAAAACAUACUGCAACAAAACUAUUACACCAAAAUUACCACAAAACAAAUAUUCCUCAUUUAGCUAGUGGACUGCUAAUAGAUGGGACAUUUUAUGAAAUAAAUAGUCAAAUUGGCGACUCACCGAAAGUGGCAGUUUUCUCUAAUCUCUUGAAAACUUCCGAUUCAGACGACGAGCAACGUGUGAUAGAAGAUUUUGAAUUUCCAAAUUUGAAAUCUUCACAAAGUGCCGCACUUAAAAACACUAAGCAAGUAAAAGCUUCAGACAUGUCGGACGAUGUUAAGUGGUAUGCUCCCGAAAAGUUAGAUGCAGCGAUACAAGCAGAUAAAGGAAAUCAUCAACUAUUUGCAGACGGAUCAAGGACUUUAAAUUCGUAUGUUCCGUCAGUCGAAUCUGAUUCAAACACUGGUCAGCUUGGUCCUGAAAAUACUAGGAGUGCUUCUCACGAUGUUGCCUUUGGUGGUUUCGACUCAUUUCUUCAAGACCAGAGUUCCCAGAGCUUUUCAGAUUCCACGUUUGAUGAUCUAGGACCUAGUGGUAAUACGGGUUUCAUUGGCGGUGGUUUUGACAUGGAUGGGUCCCAUUGUUAUGAUAUAGAUACAAGAACGUGUUCAACAGAUCGCGAUUGUAGUUGUUAUGGAUUUUAUCACUGUUCGAUAAAUAAGUGCCAUUUGUUGGAUAAUUUGGAUGUAGAAUCGGAUUCGGACUCGACACCAAUAGGAACAUGGUAUGAUGAACCAAGAGCAUUCAAGUAA
Lottia gigantea (owl limpet) is the source of this 1149-nucleotide messenger RNA. RefSeq lists its product as hypothetical. The record is from RefSeq and is a predicted model, not a curated record. The transcript is spliced from 3 exons. The coding region runs from base 1 to 1149 and encodes 382 amino acids. Lineage: Eukaryota; Metazoa; Mollusca; Gastropoda; Lottiidae.